Elephantulus edwardii (Cape elephant shrew) is the source of this 1587-nucleotide messenger RNA. Its product is annotated as T-complex protein 1 subunit zeta-like. Bases 1 to 1587 code for a protein of 528 amino acids. Gene Ontology annotation, molecular function: ATP binding; ATP-dependent protein folding chaperone; ATP hydrolysis activity. Gene Ontology annotation, cellular component: chaperonin-containing T-complex. Lineage: Eukaryota; Metazoa; Chordata; Mammalia; Macroscelidea; Macroscelididae. The transcript has a single exon. The record is from RefSeq and is a predicted model, not a curated record. Gene Ontology annotation, biological process: protein folding.
AUGUCGGCCGUGAAGACUCUGAACCCCAAGGCCAAAGUGGCCCGAACCCAGGCGGCGCUGGCAGUGAACAUCAGCGCGGCCCGGGGCCUCCAGGAUGUGCUGAGGACCAACCUGGGGCCCAAGGGCACCAUGAAGAUGCUGGUUUCUGGAGCUGGAGACAUCAAGCUCACUAAAGAUGGCAACGUGCUGCUUCAUGAAAUGCAAAUUCAGCACCCGACAGCCUCCUUGAUAGCCAAAGUAGCGACAGCCCAGGAUGACAUCACUGGUGAUGGGACUACUUCCAACGUUCUAAUCAUUGGCGAGCUGCUCAAACAGGCAGACCUCUACAUUUCUGAAGGUUUGCAUCCCAGAAUAAUAACAGAAGGAUUUGAAGCAGCAAAGGAAAAGGCCCUUCAGCUUUUGGAACUAAGCAAAGAGAUGGACAGAGAGUCACUCAUAGACGUGGCCAGGACAUCCCUACACACUAAAGUUCAUGCUGAACUCUCUGAUGUCUUAACAGAGGCUGUUGUUGACUCCAUUUUGGCCAUUAAGAAGCAAGAUGAACCUAUUGACCUUUUCAUGGUUGAAAUCAUGGAGAUGAAACAUAAAUCUGAAACUGAUACAAGCUUAAUCCGAGGGCUGGUUUUGGAUCACGGGGCACGGCAUCCUGAUAUGAAGAAGAGAGUAGAAGAUGCAUACAUCCUUACCUGCAAUGUGUCAUUGGAGUAUGAAAAUACAGAAGUGAAUUUUGGCUUCUUCUACAAGAGCGCAGAAGAGCGAGAAAAACUUGUAAAAGCAGAAAGGAAAUUCAUUGAAGAUAGAGUUAAAAAAAUCAUAGACCUGAAAAAGAAAGUCUGUGGUGAUUCAAAUAAAAGAUUUGUUGUUAUUAAUCAAAAGGGUAUUGAUCCCUUUUCCUUGGAUGCUCUUGGAAAAGAAGGCAUAGUAGCUCUGUGCAGAGCUAAGCAGAGGAAUAUGGAGAGACUGAUGCUUGCCCAUGGUGGGGUGGCUCUCAAUUCUUUAGAUGACCUGAAUCCAGACUGCCUGGGGCACGCGGGCCUCUUCUAUGAGUACACCUUGGGGGAGGAGAAGUUCACCUUCAUCAAGAAAUGCAACAACCCUCGUUCCAUCACACUGUUGAUCAAAGGACCAAAUAAACACACGCUCACUCAGAUCAAAGAUGCCAUCAGAGACGGCUUGAGGGCUGUCAAGAACGCCAUCGAUGAUGGCUGUGUGGUCCCAGGGGCUGGUGCUGUGCAAGUGGCGAUGGCAGAAGCUCUGAUGAAGCAUAAGCCCACUGUCAAGGGCAGGGCUCAGCUUGGUGUCCAGGCGUUUGCUGACGCACUGCUCAUUAUUCCCAAGAUUCUUGCUCAGAAUUCUGGUUUUAGCCUUCAGGAAACACUAGUCAAAAUUCAAGCAGAACAUUCAGAAUCCGGUCAACUUGUGGGUGUUGACUUGAACACAGGUGAGCCCAAGGUAGCAGCAGAAGCAGGCUUGUGGGAUAACUACUGUGUAAAGAAACAGCUGCUUCACUCCUGCACUGUGAUUGCUAGCAACAUCGUCCUGGUUGAUGAGAUCAUGCGAGCUGGCAUGUCUACCCUCAAAGGCUGA